AUGGGUGCAAGUGAUUCUUGGGUCAGAAUGGCCAUUUACAUUGGUGGUUGUCUCGUUUCCUGUUGUGUUGUCAUUAUUGUCUUGGCAAUUGUCAUUCCUAUUGGUGUAGUCAACUCAAUUCCACCAGAAUAUUGUUCUAGCACCAACCACUUGAAAUAUUUCCCAUUAGGUUCUAUCAUUACCAUGCAAAAGGAUCUCGGAUUGGCUAGAUUUAAUAUUUAUAAUGGUACUGAUACAACUGUUUCGAAUAGAAGUGGAAGAAUGAAGUAUAGAUCAUGGGCUAUUCCAUAUCGUAUUGAUUUAAUGACUGCUGAUGAGAAGGGAAGCUGUGAAGGAAGAGGAACAUCUUUCAGUUUGGGUCAAAAAGUUGAUUUAACAGUCUGUCAAAAUGAUACUGAAAUUCCAUUCCAGACAUUUGGCAAGAUUGAUCAAGAAUGGACAUUUAUUCUUCGUAAAUACAAGAUUUAUGGAUUGAACAACGUCCAAAUUGCCUAUGCUGAAGAGAACUUUAAAAUUGGUUCAGUAGAUAUCGAUAUCAAGUCCCCAGAUGGAAGUCUUGUCUAUGCAAAACUUGUUACUAAACCAUUCACUAGUAUUUUGGAAACUUGGGAAGUAAAUGUGAAGGCUGAACUUCCAGAUUUUGAUUGGAGAACAAUUAUUUAUUUGGUUUCUGUUAUUUCCUAUAAUAGAAGUUAA
Naegleria gruberi is the source of this 696-nucleotide messenger RNA. RefSeq lists its product as uncharacterized. The transcript has a single exon. The record is from RefSeq and is a predicted model, not a curated record. The coding region runs from base 1 to 696 and encodes 231 amino acids. NCBI's taxonomy places the organism in Eukaryota, Heterolobosea, Eutetramitea, Acrasida, Naegleriidae.